AAUUUUUAAAAAGAAAAGCAACCAGUAAGUAGAUUGUCCUUUCCAAGGAGGUGAUGUGUGCUGGGGGAGAUGAGAUAAUCAGCAAAGUGAAAGAGUUCAGGAUGGUUAAGAUUUUAAAUAGGGUUCAUUCAUGGAGACUACAUGGAAGAGCUGACAUUCAAACAAUUGGCCUGAAGGUGUGUGGGGAGUGAGCUAUUUCAAAAUCUGGGAGAAAGGUGUUGCAGAGAUUCGGAAUGAUCAGUGUAAAGGCCCUGAGGUGGUAUUCUGCUAGGUGUGGUUAUAGAACAGCAAUUAGGAAUGAUCAUUGUGAGGUGAGGCCAGAGGGGUAGCAGGGGGGAGUGGGUAAAACUUUGUGGGCCACAUUGAGAACUAGGGCCUUUAUUUGGGGUAAUAAAGGAGAUGUGGUACAUUCUCAAGUAGAGGAGAAAUGUGACUUGGCUUUUAAAAUCCGGGUUGAAUCCUAUGAGUCCCAGCCCAGUCAGACAGCAGUCCUGAGGGCAGGUGGUGUCCAUGGAGGAUCCCCCCCAACAGUUUCACCUAGUGGUUGGGUCUGGACAGGACCUCCUAUUCCCCCAGCACCCCUUACAAGGGUAGUCCAGUGGUAUGGUCCACUAUUCACCAUGACGAUGGUUGUUGGGGAAAGCAGGAUGGUCCUUGUGGCCACAGAGAGCUUUCUGCCUUGGCAGUUGGGGGGUGAUCUGGGGCUGGUGCCAGCGGAACAUGCCAUUCUGUGGGCGUGCCCGGGGUCGUGCCCGAGGUCUUGUGUUUCUUGGCGAGUUCCCUGUCCCAUCUGUGGCUGGGUCCAUUACUGCUGCUGCACCCGAGAAUGCCUGUUGUGGAGGCCUCUACUCCCACAGUGAGGCUGGCCCUCUAGAGACCAACAAUUCAGCAAGUGGGCCCUUGCCCUCGGCCAGCCACCCAAGUCUGACUACUCAGGUCGCCAUGGAUCGGAUGAAGAAGAUCAAACGGCAGCUGUCAAUGACACUCCGAGGGGGCCGAGGCAUAGAUAAGACCAAUGGUGCCCCUGAGCAGAUAGGACUGGAUGAGAGUGGCGGUGGUGGCGGCAGUGACCCUGGAGAGGCCCCCACACGUGCCACUCUUGGGGAACCUCGCUCUGGACGGGGCCCACUCAGCUCUGCACCAGAGAUUGUGCACGAGGACUUGAAGAUGGGGUCUGAUGGGGAAAGUGACCAGGCUUCAGCCACGUCCUCGGAUGAGGUGCAGUCUCCAGUGAGGGUGCGCAUGCGCAACCAUCCCCCACGCAAGAUCUCCACUGAGGACAUCAACAAGCGCCUGUCACUACCAGCGGACAUCCGGCUCCCCGAGGGCUACCUUGAGAAGCUGACCCUCAAUAGCCCCAUCUUUGAUAAGCCCCUCAGCCGCCGCCUCCGCCGUGUCAGUCUGUCUGAGAUUGGCUUUGGGAAACUGGAGACCUACAUCAAGCUGGACAAGCUGGGUGAGGGCACCUAUGCCACUGUCUACAAAGGCAAAAGCAAGCUCACAGAUAAUCUUGUGGCACUCAAGGAGAUCAGACUGGAACACGAAGAGGGGGCCCCCUGCACCGCCAUCCGGGAAGUGUCCCUGCUCAAGGACCUCAAACAUGCCAACAUCGUCACUCUACACGACAUUAUCCACACAGAGAAGUCCCUCACCCUUGUCUUUGAGUACCUGGACAAGGACCUGAAGCAGUACCUGGAUGACUGUGGGAAUGUCAUCAACAUGCACAACGUGAAACUGUUCCUGUUCCAGUUGCUACGUGGCCUGGCCUACUGUCACCGGCAGAAGGUGCUACACCGAGACCUCAAGCCCCAGAACCUGCUUAUCAACGAGAGGGGAGAGCUCAAGCUGGCUGACUUCGGCUUGGCCCGGGCCAAGUCAAUCCCAACAAAGACGUAUUCCAACGAGGUGGUGACACUGUGGUACCGGCCCCCUGACAUCCUACUGGGGUCCACGGAUUACUCCACCCAGAUUGAUAUGUGGGGUGUGGGCUGCAUCUUCUAUGAGAUGGCCACAGGCCGGCCUCUCUUCCCGGGCUCCACAGUGGAGGAACAGCUGCACUUCAUCUUCCGCAUUUUGGGAACCCCAACUGAGGAGACAUGGCCAGGAAUCCUGUCCAAUGAGGAGUUCAAGACAUACAACUAUCCCAAAUACCGAGCCGAGGCCCUUUUGAGCCAUGCACCCCGGUCUCCUUGUCCUUGCUGUAGACUUGAUACUGACGGGGCCGACCUCCUUACCAAGCUGCUGCAGUUUGAGGGUCGAAACCGGAUCUCCGCAGAGGAUGCCAUGAAACAUCCAUUCUUCUUCAGUCUGGGGGAGCGGAUCCACAAACUUCCUGACACUACUUCCAUAUUUGCACUAAAGGAGAUCCAGCUACAAAAGGAGGCCAGCCUUCGGUCCUCGUCAAUGCCUGACUCAGGCAGGCCAGCUUUCCGUGUGGUGGACACCGAGUUCUAAGCUACAGACCGAGGCCCCAGCAGGCAGCGGCUGGAGGGAUGCCACACCCCUCACAGGGCAGCCCCCCAACUGCAUCCUCUCUGCUUGCUGCCUGUCUACCUGCCUGAGCCAUGCUCUCCUGCCCACUUGUCCUCUGCUGCCUGCCCAGACACCCAACCAUUGGCCUGUCAGCCCACCCACUGGCCUAUCUGCUGGGUGCUAACAAAGCUCUCAUCACUCCUUUGCCUGGUC
This is a messenger RNA of Tupaia belangeri chinensis (Chinese tree shrew), 2685 nucleotides long. It is a transcript of the gene CDK16, whose product is annotated as cyclin dependent kinase 16. NCBI's taxonomy places the organism in Eukaryota, Metazoa, Chordata, Mammalia, Scandentia, Tupaiidae. Gene Ontology annotation, cellular component: synaptic vesicle; nucleus; cytoplasm. Bases 721 to 2454 code for a protein of 577 amino acids. Gene Ontology annotation, biological process: protein phosphorylation; exocytosis; neuron projection development. The record is from RefSeq and is a predicted model, not a curated record. Gene Ontology annotation, molecular function: cyclin-dependent protein serine/threonine kinase activity; ATP binding. The transcript is spliced from 17 exons.